Heterocephalus glaber (naked mole-rat) is the source of this 7966-nucleotide messenger RNA. Its product is annotated as PDCD10 and GCKIII kinases-associated protein 1. The record is from RefSeq and is a predicted model, not a curated record. NCBI's taxonomy places the organism in Eukaryota, Metazoa, Chordata, Mammalia, Rodentia, Bathyergidae.
ACACACACACAACCAGUAAUAAACAUAAUGUAUUUAUAACUUUCAUUGUAAGUUUUUCAAUGCCUUUGAUUAGAAUAGAGAGGACAGAAGAUAGUCCCAUAUUUUGACAUUUAUUGGUAUCUUUCUAUCUAUGCAUUUGCUUUUAUGCUCAAAAUGUUCUGUGAGAAAAGAAAAGUUUUCCAUCCUCCCUGUACAGGAUUCUUCUCCAGUAUGCAUACUAUCAUGAAUCUGAAAGGAAUUGAGAUGUUUCAAGGCUUUCUCAAAUUCCUUCUUUUCAUAGGGCUUCCCUCCAGUAUAAGUUAUUUCUUGUAUUUGAAACUGAGCAAAAGUAGAGAAGGCUUUACCAUACUAUGUCAUAAUGCUUAUGUCAGUGAAUUCUUUUUUAUUCAGAAUUGAACUGGCACUAUAAAGUCCCAUCUCACAUAACUCACAUUCACACGGGUUAGUGCCAGUGUGUAACCACAUUUGUUUUAAUUCUUAUAAGAGAAGUGCUUUCCCAUAUUUCCUAUAAUUACAGGAUUCCUUUCCACUUCCAAUUCCUGCCUGCUUUAAAAACAAACUGGCAGAAUCAAUAGCUUCUCCUCAUACCUAGCAUUCAUAAUCUUCAACUAAAUCCAAGAGGAGUAAAGUCAUUCCAUGUUGCCUGCUUUUAUUAAUAGGGUUCAACAACAGUGAGCCUUUCCUGCAUGUGAAUGUAAUUGAAAUAAUACGUUUUAUUAUAUUGCCAUUCAUUUUAUUUCUUUCCAGGGUCUGUUAUUCCAUGUAUUUGAAAGGAAUUAAGAGCAUGAAAGUAGUCUUCACAUACUAGAUACUUGUAAGGCCUGUGUCUAGUGUGCAUUGUCAAACAUAUUUGAAAGUUUAGACCAAUUAAAAUUUCUUCGUAUUUCUUUCACUAGUAGAACUUAUUUCAGGAAUGGGCCAUUGUGUUUACCUAAAGAAAGAGCCAGGAAAGCUUUCUUACAUUCCUCUCAUCCAUAGGAGUUCUCCCCAUCAAUUCCUGUGCUCAAAAGAAAUUUGAAUGUGUCCAGGCUUUCCAGGAUUGGUUACAUUCAUGUUUGGCUCCACGGUGAGUCUUUUCAUGCACUUGAAAAGAAGCAGAAUCCUUGAAAGCUUUCACACAUUGCUUACACCCACAAGCUUUCACACUAGUGAAUAUAUUAAAAAUGGGGGGGGGACCAGAAUGAGCCAAGGCUUUGACACACAGAUGAAGGUCAUAGUUUUCUAUCCAGUGAGGAUCCUUUCAUGGACUUAAGAAGAGUAAGAAUCCAUGAAGACUUUCCCGUAUUCCUUUCCACAUUCUUACCAUGCUGAUUUUAUUUUUUUGGACUUUCUCUCCAGUGUGAAUUAUUUCACAGACUUGAUAAGGUCCACAAUUCCUGAAAGCUUUUCUGUACUGCUUACAUAAACAGACUUUCUCUAAAUUGAGAAUAGUUUCAUGAACUUGAACCAAAAAACCUGAGUCUUCACAUUCCUUACAGUUAUAGAGAUCCAUCUAUAACUGAGUUAUAACUAUUCAUAACUAAGUUUUUUAUUGAGUUCUAAAGGAACUAGAAGAGAUGAUAUGAAAGAGAUUCAUGCUCCAGUUUGAGUCUUUUCAUUGACUCAAAAAGAAUUAAAAUCCCUGAGGACUUUCCCACAUAGUUUACAUUUAUAGGGUUGAUCUCAGCUGUGAAUCCUUCCAUAGAUUCUAAAAGUACUAGAAACCCUGAACACUUUCUGACAUUCCUUAUAUUUAUAGAGUUUCUCUCUAGAGUAAAUAUUUUCGCUAACUUUAAAAGAACUAGGGUCACUAAAGGAGUUCCCAUGUUCUUGACAUUCAUACAGUUUCUCUCACUUAUGAAUCCUGUCAUAUCUUCUAAUGGGCCUAUAACAUGUGAAAACUUCUCCAUGCCAUUUGCACUCAUAGGGUUUCUCUCCUGUGUGAAUCCUUUUAUGGGCUUAAAAAUGACCAGACUGUGCAAAGGCUUUUCCACACCCUAUAAAUUCAUAGGUAAACUAAUUCAUUUAAUCUUUCCAAUGAGAUCCUUCAUGAACUUUCAAAGAACCAAGGUCACUGAAGAAUUUCCCACGUUGUGCACAAUGACACAGUUUCUCUCCAGUGUGAAUCCUUUUAUGACUUCCGGUGGUCCUAAAAUGUGUGGAAGCUGGUCCAUGUUUUUCACAGCAAUAUGGCUUCUCUGCAGUGGGAAUCCUUUCCUGCAUUAGAAAUGAACUGUAACUAAAAAUAUCUCUUCCAUGCAUCUGACAUAAUGUCAGUAUGUCUUGUGUGACUUUUAAGAGAAUUGACUGAUUCUGCACAUUCAUUAAAAUGGUAUGUGUUCUCUGCCCUGUGAUUCCUUUCAUGUCUUGGAAAGCAGUGGUGAUAAGUGAAGCCUUUACCACAUUGUUUAUAGGUAUAUGAUUUGUAUUCAUAUUCUUGAUUCUCAUACUGUUUGUACCAGGUGUCAGUCACUAUGCAGCUCUUAAGAGAUGAGGGACACAUGGAGAGUACUCCAGAAAACUUGCAAUCAUACGGUUUUACUCCAAUGGGAAUCUUCUUGCUAAGACUAAGAUUAGAAAUAUGGGUAAAAAUUUUCCAGAAUACCAAACAUUUUUACUUUCACAAGCUUUCUAUACAUUGCUAUUCACAAAUUAACCAUGUAUCCCAUUUCAUAAGGCAGCUUUCGUGUGCUUUGUAGUCCCACCUAGUCAGGAGGCUCAGGUGAGAGGGUCCCUUGAAGCAAAGAACUUGAGACCAGCCAGGAAAACAUGAGAUCCCAUCUUACAUUUUCUUUCCAGUUUUUACACCAAACUUACAAAUUAUUAUCUUCUAACUUUUUUCUAAGAAAUAUCAAGCUUGUAAAGAUUCCUGACAUCAAUCUCUAUGAAAUUUCUGCUGUGUGGGAUCCAGCAGUGCCCAUUCCUCCUGAGUGAAGUCUACAAACACAUGCUCCAAGGCCACUGAGUCCUUUCCCAGCUUCCAGGGUGUUCUGGAAGCCUCCCCAUAGUUCCCAUGGUCAGUGAAGGUCACGGCUGAACUGUGAGAGGCACCCAGAGUUCUUAUGGGUAGAGGGAGACACAUUAGAAAAAUCAUUUGAUCAGAUGCUGACCUCCAUGCAGUGUAAUGAGAUGAGCAGCACCCCACAAUCCAUUCUUAGAAAGCAACAGUAAUUUUCCUUGUAGGAAAAGGCAUAUAGGGUAGCAUCCUAAGAAAUACAAUCAUGAUUGAAAGAAGAAGGGAGAACUCUUGGCCUGAUACCGGGCUUGAGUGAAAACUGAACACUUGACCAUGGGCCACAAGAUCACCAUGGACCUGCAUUGCUAUCAUGACCUGGGUACUAUCUCAUCCCCCAAGUCAUAUGGUUGGAGAUGCACAGCAAUAGUCUAUCAUUAAAUGGAAGGGAUAUAUGUGUGAUUGACCCAGAUCAAUUCCAGAGGGUACAAGUAAGUUACAUGAGGAAGUUGCCUAGAUGCCUAUGGCUCCUAUGCCAGGUCUAUUGCCUUCUGUUUCCCAGCAUGCACCUAUGGCCCCAUGAGGUGGACCAUAAGAUCAGCUAUCAGAGGAAGAGUAGGCUAGGACCUGGUUUACGAAGGCUCUGAAUGUUAUACUGGCACUACCCACACAUGGACAGCUGCAGCAUUAUAGCCCCUUUCCACGACAUCCCUGAAGGACAGUGGUGAAGGGAAAUCAUCACAAUGGCCAGAUUCGGGCAGUAAACCUGGUAGCAUAUUUUGCCUGAAAAGAGAAAUGGCCAGAUGUGUGACAGUGUAUUGAUUCAUGGGCUGUAACCAAUGAUCUGGCCAAAUGGUCAGGAACUAGAAAGGAGCAUAACUGGAAAAUUGGUGACAAAGAUAUUUAGGGAAGAGGUGUGUGGAUAGACAUCUCUAUAAGGGCAAAAGCAUGUAAAAAUAUUUGUUUUCCUUUGUGAAUGCUCACCCCAGUGUGACCUCAGCAAAAGAAGACUUUAAUAAUCAUGUGGAUAAGAUGACCUGUUCUGUGAAUAGUGGCCCAUCUCCUUCUUUAGCCACCCCUGUCAUUGCCCAUUGGGCUCAUGAAUAGAGUGGCCAUGGUGGCAGGGUUGGCGGUUAUACACAGACUCAGCAACAUGGACUCCCACUCACCAAGGCUGAUCUGGCUAUAGCCACUGUUGAAUGCACACUGUUCCAGCAGCAGAGGCCAACACUGGGUCCCCAACAUGCCAGCAUUCCCUGAGUUGACCAACUUGCCACCUGGUGGCAGGUUGACUAUAUUGGACAAUUUUCAUCAUGGAAGUGACAGUAUUUUGUCCUCACUGGCAAAGAGACAUAUUUUCAAUAUGGAUUUGCCUUCUCAACACAUAAUACUUCUACCAAAACUACCAUCUGUGGACUCAUAGAAUGCCUUUACCACCAUCCUGGAAUUCUGCAGAGCAUUGCCACUGACCACCAAGGAAUACAUUUUACAGUCAAAGAAGUGAGGCAAUGGUCUCAGACUCAUGGAAUUCAGUGGAACUGGAACCGGAAUUCACCAUGUUCCUCACAGCCAGAAGUAGCUAGAUUAAUAGAAAGUUUCAAUUGUCUUUUGAAGACACAGUUACAGCACUAGCUAGGUGCCAAUAGCUUGCAGGGCUAGGCCAAGGUUCUUCAAAAGGCUGUAUAUGGUUUGAAUCAGCAUGUACUACAAGGUACUGCAUCUCCCACAGCUAGGAUUCACAGGUCCAGGAAUCCAGGGGUGGAAGUGGGAAUGGAACCAUUCAGCAUUACCUCCAGUGAUCCACUAGCAAAACUUUUGCUUCCUAUUACUUCAACCUUAUGUUCUGCUCACUUAGAAGAUAGAGUCUUAGUUUCUGAAGGGGAAGGUUUAUACCAGGAAGCACAAUAAUGAUACCACUGAACUGCAAGCUAAGACUUCCCCAUGAUAAUUUUGGUCUCACUAUGCCUCUGAAAAAACAAGCUAAAAAAGGAGUCACAGUGUUGUCAGAGGUGAUUGACCCAGACUAUCAGCAGGAAAUUGGACUACAACUCCACAGUGGAGGAAAAGAAUAUACUUGGAGUGCAGGAGGAGAUAAUGCCUCUUGGCAUUAUCAUGCCCCAUUAUUAAAGUCAAGGGGAAACUACAAGACCCUAAUCUAGGCAGAAUGAUAAAUGGUGCAGACCCAUCAGGAGUGAAAGUAUGGAUCACUCCACCAGGGAAAGAACCAAUGCCUGCUGAGGUACUUGCUGAAGGCCGAGCCAAUACAGAAUGGGCACUAGAAUAAGCUCAUUCUAAAUACCGGUUUCAAACCCAUGAUAGCUACGGAAAUGAGGGUUGUCACUGAACUAUUUCUCUCCAAAUACCGGUUCUAUGUUAUAAUGUUCAAGUUAUCAAAUGUUAGGAACAAGCAUCACCCAGAGACAACUUGUCUUCUAUUCUGGGGAGGGAAUCAGUGCCUUUCUGUUGUACACAGGAUAGUUCUAACAUGUUAGGCAUAAUUAUGAGCUUGUCUUUGCAUCUGGAUGCCAGAUUAAAGAAAUGUGCCUGGUUGCCAAGUUGACAAAGGGUGGAUUGUGAUGGUUUAUGGAUUACGUCAGUUUAGAAAUUGGGUAAAGAGAAGCUUAACUAAUUCCAGCCCCUUGGGCCUAGAAGACCUAACUAAGGGUGGCUCUUGCAUGCCUCACCCUUGGGUGAUUCUUGGCCUGGAUGUUGGAAAAGGGAAGCGAGGAAGGACACUGCUGCUUCUGUUCCUUUGGAGGAGCCCCAGUCUUCACCUGGGAGGUCAUCUCCUGCCUUCUAGGGGACUCUUCCACUUCCAGCCCACAUCCAAAACCCCUCCAGUGUAGACUCUCAGUCUUCUACGGUAGACUCAUCACCCUCUUCAUAUAAACUGCACUCACUUGGGGCACAGCAGUGAGCUCCAGAUCUUCAACUAAAUCCUCAGGUCUCCAGUGUGCAGCCAGACCCUCUGCACUCUUCCUCAUCGGACUCAGCAGGUGUUCACUGUGGUAACAAAAAUUAAUCCAGAUGGGGUGUAAGUGCUGUAAAAUGAUACAAAGCUACCUCUGUGACCCAGCUCAAGUACCGUCCCCCGAUUAUGUGAAUGAAGUAAGCAGUUCCAAGUUGGAUGAAGACCAUACUGUUAAAUUAAAAGGCCAUCUGAGCAGCGAGGUUUUGGUGCAUAACAAUGCCCUGUCCAGUGAGGGCUUGAGGAGAACUGAGAGCAGAGGCAGAGAAGCUGGCCCACAGGAGCCCUGCAGGCCUCAACAAGGAUCAGUCUCUCAGGAGGACAUGGGACAUGGACACUGUGCCAAGCCUGGAGGCACUGCCAAUGGCAUCGUGCCCAGAGCCUCUCCACAGUUCCUCAGGAAUCCCCAACCCAGCUCUUGGGUCAUCACUGCAGAAGACAUUCACCCAUCUCAGCCCUUCCUGGAAGGCAGGGAUACCAGGAGCCAGGACUGUGUGCUUCCCUCCUUGGAAGAGACUCCAGCCAUGGGAAAAGGAGACUGCAGAGCUCCUGCUGAGACAGAGAGUCCAGUCUUGGAAGAACAAGGCCACAGCUUCCUGUUGCCAAUGCCGGAUUACCCUCCACUGUGGGACCUGGCUGCAGACAGCCAUGGGGAGGUGGGGGAUGAGGAUGAAGCGGUGGCAGAAGCCCUUGCAGCAUUAGAAGCAGCUACUGCAGGAGAAGAUGUGGAUGAGGCAGAUUAGCAGGCAGAAGUGCUGUGGCCAGUGAGCCAGUGCCAUGCUGAGUAAGAGGAGAGGCCUGUGCUCCUUGGAAUGCAAGCUGAGCAUUGGCCAGCAAGCCCUAGUGUGGUUUAGGAGUUGUUUACAUCCAGCAUCUGUUCCUAUUCUGGGUGCCUGAGCUGUGCUGCUUCUCCAACAGUUGUAGCCUCACUGCAUCAAUGGGCCCUCACUGCGGACAGGAGAAUGAACAUCAGAGUGAGCUGCUGUGCCCCUGUCCAUGGAACAUGCAGAAACUGAGCACCCUGCUUGCCAACUGUCACAGUCCUUGGAACAUCUGGUACAGAUGGCAAGAGAAUGCUAUCCUGUCCCCACUCCCAAUCCCAAGGAAACACAAUCACUGAGCAUCUGGUUCAACUGUAAAUCCUUUGCCUUGCUUGUGAGAGCCAAAUUUUGUACCAAGCCUAGUAAAGGUAACUCCCCCUUCAAAGUGCCUACCAUAUUCAGGGAGACACCCAGGGAAUUGAUAGCUAACCACUUGUUGGACACCAGUUAGGUUGAGCAGCUUUCAGGAGGACUGGAAGUGAGCAGGAAACAAAUGGUUAGUCCUUAGUGUGAAAGGAAAACACCUGGACCUUAAUGUUUUUUACACUGUGACUUUUUAAAAAUCUCCUUUGUGACUGGGGAGCUUGGGCAAAAUCAUUGUGAAAACUUCUUGUCUCAUAUUUGGGCAUUAAAUUCGUGAGUUUUAGGAACAGGAAAACCAUAUAUGGAUAGUUUUAUGCCAUUAAAAGUCUGAUCCCAAUUAAAAUAUACCAUUUUCUUUGUCUCGGUAUGACUCAGGUGGUUCUGACAUAGCUCCUUGUAGAACUGAGAAGAGUUGAGAUGGUCAAACUUGUAGAGAAAAAAUAUAAACAUGCCAGGUAUUUUAGUUUGCUGUUUUGUAACCUAGGCCCUGAAAUUUCACUGACCUGCAGCAAAUAAUUCAUCUUUUCUCAUUGCCUAUCUGUUAAGUGAAAGCCUAAUAAUAUGUACUGUAAAGAUUCACACACUUGCCUGGGACACAGUAGGCAACCAGAAAUGAUAUCUUAUGAAUUAGAUUUAUAAAGAUUUUUACAACCUCACAACUGAACACUAUAAUAUGGUGAAGUAUUUACACUGCUCUCGUUUCAUUUCAGUACUUAUUCAACAGUUAUAAAACAUGAUUUCAAGUGUUCUAGCAUCUUUAAGGAUGGUGCUCUUACAGAUGCUUAAUAAAAAAUUCACAGCCUGGAGUUGCUUGGUAUUGCAAUGACAAACCAUCUCUAUGUACCUAGUUUCUCAGAGCCCUUCAAAUACAAACUAUUGGCC